Molecule: messenger RNA, 1619 nt
Organism: Girardinichthys multiradiatus
Lineage: Eukaryota; Metazoa; Chordata; Actinopteri; Cyprinodontiformes; Goodeidae
Gene: nkx2-9
Product: NK2 transcription factor related, locus 9 (Drosophila)
Exons: 2
Coding region: 466-1212 (248 amino acids)
Biological process (GO): regulation of transcription by RNA polymerase II; cell differentiation
Cellular component (GO): nucleus
Molecular function (GO): DNA-binding transcription factor activity, RNA polymerase II-specific; RNA polymerase II cis-regulatory region sequence-specific DNA binding
Source: RefSeq, a predicted model, not a curated record
UUGUAUGCAAAUAUUGGACAAGUUGUUUGGACAAGAGUAGGAGAAAGGGGGUGAGAGUGAAAGGUUUAGGAGGGGGCCAGUUUGAUGAUGGGACAGGCUCUGUUGUCAGUUGCCACCCAAGACGUGAUUCAGCUCCAACAAUUACCAUUAUCUGUUUCUCAGUUGGACGAUACGGGACGAAUCUGUAAUGAUGACGAGUGUUUCCUUGGCUCUUUGUUGAGUUUUUCUUUUCUCUUUUUUUUCCAGAGUCCACACCCAGCCAUCAUUGGUGACAGCACUCCAGCCAUUCAGGUACUGGGUGGAGGGGGAGGCUUUAUAAACGGGCAGCGCAUGGAGAGCGCUAUUUGGGUAACACUGGGCUCGGCGCACGGACCGUUGUUUGGACAUCGCAGCAAAGUGUUAUAGGUUUACUUUGAGGGCUCGGUUCCGUUUAAUGCAAAAACAGGAUUGCACCGAGAAUACGCGAUGACUGCACCAAGCAGGUUCAGUUUUUCCGUCAGGAGCAUCCUGGACUUGCCUGAGCAGGAUGCGGAGGCUGCGCCGCGGUCCUCCUCGGUUUACUCCUCCUGUUCCUCCAACUCGCCGUACACCUCCUGGAUCGAGUGCGAUCGGAGCCCCUGCGUGUCUUCUGAUGAGGGAAGUUUCGAACCGUCCCCCGACUCAACCAAGCCGGAUGACUCGUCCCUUGACAUGGAGCCGGAGAAGAUAAAAAAGGGCAAGAAGCGCCGCGUCCUGUUCUCCAAAGCCCAGACCCUGGAGCUGGAGAGACGCUUUCGCCAGCAGCGCUACCUGUCCGGACCGGAGAGGGAGCAGUUGGCUCGGCUUCUCAGCCUCACUCCGACCCAAGUGAAGAUCUGGUUUCAGAACCACCGCUAUAAGAUGAAGAGAGGCCGGGCCGAAGGCGCGUUUCCGUCGGACGCGGACAUACCGCAUCCUCCGCUGCUGCGCAGAGUGGUUGUUCCGAUUCUGGUCCGGGACGGGAAGCCCUUCCACACCUGCUUCAUUGAGGCGGAUAAAGUCAGCUGCUUAACCUCUCCUGCUCCUCCUCAUCCUCAGGCGGUGCCUUUUCCUUUAGCCUUCCCACCUCUCCAGCAUGCCUCCUCCGGUUCUCUUCCUCCCCGGUACCAGCAGCACUUUCCAGCCGCUACGGCCUCCAGAUUCGCCUGGAGGGACUUUUGGAGCGACUCGGUCCCCUUUAACCCUCUAAAAUAAGAUUCCUCGUGUAGAUGCACAAACUCAUUUAGAAUGACAUCAAAUGUUUUCUAAAUGUUUUACAAAUUUCUGAGCAACUUAAACAUUUAGAUUUCUACUUUAGAACGAAGACUAUUUUGCACAUUUUAUUUGGAUUUGUUUGGUGUUGUGAUUAUUUUUGUACAGCUUUGUCUUGUUGCAGCAUGUAGGACGUCUUUAAAGUGAUAAUGCAUUUAUAUGUUUUUUACUUUCCUGUUUUAUUUUUUUAUCUUUUUAAUUAUUUGUAUAAAUACUUUACGCAUUCCAGUAGAUAAGGGAUGGUGUAUAGGAAGAAAUCAGCCUUUAGCCUCUAUCUGCAAAAUAAAAUGUAUUAUUUUGUUAUUUCUUGUCUUCCAGGAGACUUUCUUUAAAGUUUAAACUGUGUCAUU